Papilio polytes (common Mormon) is the source of this 735-nucleotide messenger RNA. RefSeq names its product histidine-rich glycoprotein-like. The record is from RefSeq and is a predicted model, not a curated record. The transcript has 6 exons. Lineage: Eukaryota; Metazoa; Arthropoda; Insecta; Lepidoptera; Papilionidae. The coding region runs from base 1 to 735 and encodes 244 amino acids. Gene Ontology annotation, cellular component: extracellular matrix.
AUGAUUGUUUUGGCUAUCGCUUUGGUGGUUGUGUAUGCUCAUGGCUAUGAACAUGCGUAUUCAUCGAACCACAUCUCGCGUCACGACGGUCACCAUCAUGAAGUCCACCACGACCAUGGACAUGGUCAUGGCCACCAUCACCACCAUGAUUACUACACUCAUCCCAAAUACGAGUUCGAGUAUAAAGUAGAGGACCAUCACACUGGCGAUAUCAAGUCGCAACACGAGCACCGCGAUGGUGAUGUUGUGAAGGGUGGAUACUCUCUACACCAGCCCGAUGGCUCUGUCAGGCAUGUUGAGUACCACGGUGACAAGCAUAGCGGUUUCCACGCGGACGUUAAAUACAGCACUCACCACAUUUUUUAUUCACAGAUGGUUUUAGUCCUCGCAUUGGUGAUGUUUGUGCACACCCAGGCAUAUGAGCAUGCGUUUUCAUCGAAUCACAUAACACGUCACGAUGGACAUCACCAUGAAGUUUCCCAUGGACAUGGCCAUCAUCAUGAUUAUUACACUCAUCCCAAGUACGAAUUCGAGUACAAAGUGGAAGACCACCAUACGGGGGACAAAAAGUCGCAGCAUGAACACCGCGACGGAGACGUUGUGAAGGGAGGCUACUCUCUGCAUCAACCCGACGGCUCUCACAGACACGUACACUACCAUGCAGAUGAUCAUUCCGGUUUCCACGCCGAUGUGAAAUACAGCACUCAUCAUGAUGUACCAAAACAUCAUCAUUAA